GUAACUUUUUUCUUUGCUUUUUGUUUUAUUCGCUAAAAUAUUUUUUUAAACGAUACAGAACAUCUAGAACUACCAAUACAUUUAAUAUAAAAACUUCAAUUUUGUUUACGAUUCGGAUUAACAUCUUAUCUAGAUUCUAGACCUAGGGAUUCUAGAUCUCGUUUACUUAUUUUGGGCUAUCACCUCAUCCACUUGUUGAUGUGUUAAGAACACAGAAACUGAUGACGAAAACAGCACACUGUUAUUGUGUCAAACUUGUGUAGGGUUUGUGCAGCUAUUCCUGGUUGCAGCAUUGGUUUCUUCAUAGACUUGCGAGUAUACUGUUGCCCAAACAAUGACAUCUGGUUAUCCAGCUGGCUCCCUUGGUGCACAUGGUAUUGUCUAUCCAGAUACUAUCACAGAAGACUAUAAUCAGAAUGAAACUACAGAUAGCUUAAGCUCCUAUCAGCUGUCAGAGGAUUUGUUAGUGGAGCAAAAUGUAGGUAGAUCUAAGCCAAACAUGGCCUACACGCAUGAAGAACUUGGUUCACUACUCACAUCAGAGGAGGACAGAUUGCCCACAGAUUUAGAUGAAGAUCUUGAUGGCGUGGACACCUCACUCUUAAAUGUUCCAAGCAAAUGUGCCCAGCAAGCAGAAGAAUUUGUUAAAAAGGUCUGGGCAGCUGGCUGGAAUGUUGCUCACCACCAUACAUUGCCAGAUUGGCUUAAGGACAAUGACUUUUUGCUCAGGGGUCAUCGUGUGCCAACCAAUUCAUUUAUGGCCUGCUUCAAAUCAAUAUUUAGGAUUCAUACUGAAACAGGAAAUAUUUGGACUCAUUUGUUGGGCAUGAUAGCCUUCCUGGGCAUAGCUGCUUACUUCUUGACUAGGCCCUCUGUAGAAAUCCAGUGGCAGGAGAAAGCAGUGUUCUCAGCCUUUUUUAUGGGGGCCAUUCUCUGCCUCGGAUUUUCUUGGGUGUUCCAUACUGUGUAUUGCCACAGUGAACGUGUUGGUAGAUUCUUCAACAAAUUAGACUACUGUGGUAUAGCUCUGUUGACCAUUGGAUCUUUUGUUCCAUGGCUCUACUAUAGCUUCUAUUGCCGUCUUGAACCCAAGAUCACUUACCUGGCACUCAUUUUCUUCUUGGGGACCAUUUGUAUUGUUGUCUCUAUGUGGGACAAGUUUGCCCAGCCUCAUUACAGGCCACUGAGAGCAGGUGUGUUUGUGGCACUGGGGCUGAGUGGUGUCAUCCCUGCAAUGCACUAUGUGAUAACUGAUGGUUUCUGGCAUGCUAUAAACUAUGCAGCUUUGGGCUGGCUGGUCUUGAUGGCUUUGCUUUACAUUGUUGGAGCUGUUAUUUAUGCUGCUCGUAUACCAGAGAGAAUCUUUCCUGGAAAGUUUGAUAUAUGGUUUCAGAGCCACCAGAUCUUUCAUGUUUUUGUCUUAGCUGCAGCUUUUGUUCAUUAUCAUGGCAUCUCAGAAAUAGCUAACUAUAGACUCACUCUUGGAGAUUGUAUUACAAGAGAGAUGUAGCUGUCACACCAUUCCUGUCCAUUAUUUUAUUCAAAUGUUGAUUUCUCUAAACCCGUCUCAAUCUACAUGUGAACUACAAACAAAAAUGCACACUCCUACCUUCUGAUGAAACAAUACGAGGGUGGCAUUUCAAGGGAAGUGGAAAUAAAUACUCGUUCCAUUAUAAAUAUUAUUUCAAAAUUAAACUGGCUAAAAUGUAUGUACUGUAUCAUAUUAUUGUGCAGUGGAUGAAAGCUUGCUACACACCCAAUGUAUCAAUCAGCUUCAUCUACUGUAGUUUAAUGAGCAGACAUUUAUAUUUCUAAUCCUGUGUCUCUUUUGACUAUCAAAAACCUCUUGUCUUAUCAAAACCUUUGUGUAUAUGUUGGGGUGAGUGUAUAUAACUUUAUCUGUAUAUAAAGAUGUUGUUGCACCCAGGUCUUUAGAACAUUAAAAGUGGCAUACAUUUUUUUUGUUCAGCUGUGAUUUGAGAAGUAUUAAACUUUAUAUACAUAUCACUUUGUUAAAGGGUUGGAAAGAAUUUUUUUUUUGUGUCAGAAUUUAAUAAGAUUAACAGUAUUCUUUUUGUUUAUUUCUUUAGACAUUCCUCCAGAAAAAGAAGAUUAUUAUUAUAUCCUAGUCCAAAUCUCUUCUAGGGAUGGACGCAUGAGACUGAUGAGCUCUCUUGCAAAUCUUUUGCACCAUUUUAAAAUGAUUUUUUAUGAGAAAGUUAUUACAUAAUACUAGUUUCACCAUUUGCUUGUAACUGUUGUAAAGAGUCGAAUAGGUUGUUUUUUUUUUCUAUCUCUGUAACUAAUACAAAUAAAAAUAGAUAUAUUAUGAAGUGGAGUUAUUCAGAAAGAGUCCAACCCUUUAAUUACAUAACAAUGUUGUUUGAUAUUGUGUGCAUGUGUCUGUAUUAUUUGUUUAUAUUUAUUUUGCUGUUAGAAAUACUUUCAGCACAAAACUAUAUUGAUGAUGUUUAAAUGUGUCCCAUGAUUUUGUCCUUUUAUUUCACUGAUGUAUUAUUUUUUGUUUAAACUGAUGUAGGAAUAUUUUUUGACCAAAGAAAUUUUUUAAAUAUAUAUUGGUAGCUCCCUUUUUAAUUGAAGUAAUUGAUUGAAUGAAUUUUUACAACAUUUAAACUAGUAUGGACUUGGACAAAAAAAAAAAAGUAUUUUGAGUCUUAAUAGGAAGAACAUACAAUUUAAAGCAAGCUAGAUGUGAUUUCUUUAACUACCAGUACCCAAAUAUAUUAUAGCACUUUUAUAGAGUAUCAUUGUAAAACCAUUAAAUGUAUAGUCCAUUGUAAUUGAGUUAUCAUCAGAGAUGAGAAUGCCAUGUAAAUGUCGAGUGACAUCAAUUGGUUCGGCAGACAUCUGCUAUUCCACAAAGUUACCAGGUAUUUUUUUUUUUUAUUUGCUUUUGUAUAGUGCAUCUUUUUGUACUAUUGCAUGCACAAUGCAUUAUGAUUCAAUCCUUUGGUCAUGUGUGGGGGGUAGGCUAUAUUUUUGAGGGUUUCUAUACUGUCUUUAAGUGCUAGCAAACACAACUUGGUUCAAGUCAUUAUUUUAACUUGAGCCCCUCAUAAGUAGCCAAAGGGUUAAUUUCAUUCAGCGACAUCCCUAAUUGUUUUCUGAAGUCAAAUGAUCUGCCUGCUAGCCACUUUCAGUCACACUUACUGAGCAGGCAUACAAAUGUAUAUAUUACACAAUAACACAUUGAACCUACUAAAGAUUAUUACAUUUUUAAAGGAAAAAAGAGUUGUUUUUUUUUUUAACAUUUAUUGAGUAAUGUAUACAAGAUUUAUAUUCAUUUGCUAAUUAUAUCAUAGGAAAAAAGAUUUUGAAAAUAUUAAUUAUCUGUUUUUUUUAAACAUUCUUUGAUAUGUGAUUACAUUUUGAAACACAAUGUUUAGUGGUACAUUUUCAUCUAUAAGAUCUUUUAUAAGUAUUUUGCUUGAUUUGAUGGUUUUAUCCUUUCAAUCUUUCUAUUCAAAGUUUAGUGCUCAUGGAUGUUGGGUUGAGUUUUUCUGCUUCUCUUUCAUUACUACUUACUUACUCAGUCUAGUUACUAGGAAUGUUUUCUGGCUUGACUAUUUUAGCUAUUGGUAUUUUUUCAAAUCAAUUUUUGCUUUUUUUUUCUUCUCCCAGUUGGAUUUAUUUUUGGGCAUGAAGAAAAAGUCUGUUUAGAUAUCAUGGCAGUGUUAGAAGAUGUUAGUUCUCAUGGUAUUACAAUGGAAAGUUUGUGAUGGGGACACAUUGUUACGCACUGUCCUCACAACAGGGCAAAAAGUAACCUUAUUGUGGUGAAAAGGCCAUUCUUCUGUUUGUGACCAGUAAUGUGCUGGGUCUUACAUUCUGCACUUUUCUGUUUUUUUAUGCCAUUUUGACAAGAAAAUUUCAACAAAUCAAUGCCACCAUAUUUUAUGUGAUUAAUGUCUUUGUUAAAUCCUGAUGAGCUAAGGGCAUUACGGAUUACCCCACUCUUACACAUCACUUGCCUCACUCAAAUUUGGUAUAAAAAAAAAACACUAAAUUUAAUGCUUCUUCUAUAAAGAUUUUGUAUUUCUUAUUUUUUCUGAAAUCCUAAAAAAAAUUUAAUCAAAAUGUUUCCGAUGACUAAAUUCUCUGACGUUGAGUAUGUAGGCCAACUUUGGAAAAUGAAAACAGUAAUUUAAAUGCUGCAAUUAAAGAUUAACUUUAAUUAUCAAAGUAGUUAAAAUUGAAAUUAUUUUUUUUUUGUUGAGUAUUGUUGAAAAUUGUGAAUUUAUUUAUUGUGCCUAUGUGUAUCUGUAUCACAAGAUAUUUUUGUGUGUAUUUGUCAGCACCAACCUGUCUAAUGUAAUGAACAGACUCUUAGAUUAGUUUUCCUGCUUCUUUUUCUAUCAUAUUCUUGUUGCUCGAACUGAUCUCUGUUGGUGUAAUUUAAGAUUUGUCUUAAAUGGAGAGAGUAUAUAGUGUCGCUGUUCGUUUAUUAAGAAACACUGAAAUCUGUGUGAAGCUCUAGACCUAUAAUAAAAUAUACUUUCUUGUGACAUAAUUUGGUUUCUGUUGUCUAGGUGAAAGAUUUCACCUCAUUCUCAUUAUGGAAAGCACAUUAAACAUAGGCAUUAGUUCAUUGGUACCCAAGUUGGGUUUUUUUUUUGGCCUGGGGAGCCAUAGUGAUUUUCCUGCAUCACUGUUA
Molecule: messenger RNA, 4675 nt
Organism: Biomphalaria glabrata
Lineage: Eukaryota; Metazoa; Mollusca; Gastropoda; Planorbidae
Product: adiponectin receptor protein-like
Exons: 8
Coding region: 335-1510 (391 amino acids)
Biological process (GO): adiponectin-activated signaling pathway
Cellular component (GO): plasma membrane
Molecular function (GO): signaling receptor activity
Source: RefSeq, a predicted model, not a curated record